AUUGCCAACACAUUUAUUCUUCUCCUUCAGAGCAAACAAACACUACCAAGAAAUUCUGCAGUGCCUAUUAAUCUUUGUUGAGCUUUGGUUUUUUGUUUCUCGGACUCUUCUUCUUGUAAGGUUGCGUCCUCUGCUUCUGAUUAGAGGCCGCCAUGGAUGAGGUCCUGGGAAGGAGUAGCUCAGUGAGAGUCACAAGGAGCAUCUUUGGUGAAAGCACCGGUGGGAGUGGGAGGAAGCUGGAGAAGAACAGGGCGAGGGAUGUUCUUCUAGGACAAGAGAAUUUGUCUCCGGAAAUGAAGCAGCUCGCGAAAUUCUGCAUGGAUAGGCUGAAUGAACGCAAGGCCGCCGUGGACAAGGAGAGAGCCGCCGCCGAGUCCGAGCUGCUGAGGGCGCGCGCCAUGGCGAAAGAGCUGGAGCGCCAAAUCGAGCAGGCCAAGGCCAGGGCGACGUCCAGGAGAUCAGAGCUCCCGACAAUGCGGGCGACAGGGGCACCCAAGAACGGCGCCGACGCGUCGAGCUCGCAGGAGGAGCGCGACGCGGCUGAGUACGCGGAGGUGGCGCGGGAGCUGGACCGUGCCAAGCAGGAGCUGCGCAGGCUGGGGCUGGAGAUGAAGUCCGCGGCGGAGGCCAAGGCCAAGGCCGAGAGCGACAUCGUGGCGUCGGCGAUCACCAUCCAGUGCAACCUGCGCUCGGCCGACGAGAUGAAGCGGCUGGUGGACGAGGCGAACGAGGAGCACGUCCUGGUGGAGCUCGCGCGCAUCGAGGCCGAGCGGGAGUGCCGCGAGAUCGACGCCCAGCGGCGCGCCGAGGCGGAGCGGUUCGCCGGGGAGAUGGAGGCCACCAGGGCCAAGAUCGAGGCGCUGCGGAAGGACGUGGUCCGCGCGAGGGAUAUGGAGGCGAUGCUCGCCGUGACGAACGCCGACGUGGAGGUCCUGCAGUCCGAGAUGGAGCUGGUGCGCGCCAUGGAGAGGAACAAUGCCAAGAACGACGACGCAGCGGAGGCUGAGGCGAGGCGGAAGAAGGAAGAGGCGCAGGACAAGGCGCUGCUGCAGGCUGCGGAGGCCGAGCUCGAUGCGGCCAAGAAGGAGCUGGAGAGCAUCAAGGCCGAGAGAUUCCAGUUCAUGACGUCCAUGGACAGCGCGCGCACCGAGAUCCUUAGAGUCUCCGAGGAAGUGAAUCGGCUCAAGGCGGAGGAGAAGAAGGCGGACGCGCAGGUGCAGCAGCUGAACGCCAAGCUGCUGAAGGCGAGGGCCCGGUUGGAGACCCUCACGGAGACCGACGAGCGAUCCAGGGCGAUCGUCUCCAACCUGACGUUGGCACUGCAGCAGCUGCAAGCGGAGAAAGAGAAGGCGAGGAAAGAGGAGGAGCUGACCGAGAUCGAGCGACGGUGCGUGCGCGCCGAGACCGAGAGCGCGAACGCCGAGAUCGCCGUGACCGAGGCACGUAUCCAGCAGUCCGUGAAGGAGCUUGAGGCGGCGAAGGUGGCCGAGGCCGCGGCGAUGAAGAAGCUGAAGGCCGCCGUGGAGGGCACGAUGCAGGCGAGGGCGUCACAGGGUUCGGGGACCAUAACCAUCUCGCGAUUCGAGUACGAGUACCUGAGCGGGCGCGCGGCGCUGGUCCGCGUGGUGGCGGACAAGAAGGUGUCCGCAGCGCAGGCGUGGGUGCAGGCGCUGAAGGCCGGCGAGAAGGAGCUGGAGGCGCGCGCGGAGGCCGCGGAGCUCGUGGCCGCCGAGGUGCGCGCCAGGGAGGCCGAGGCGGCGGCGGAGGCGGAGAGCGCGGCGGGCGAGCAGAAGGCGCUGGAGCUGGAGCUGUACGACCUGAACGCGGCGGCGGAGCGGGAGGAGCUGAUGUGCGAGUACCCGCGGCGGCGGUCGACCAGGGUGUCGGCGACGAUGCGGAGGGCGAGGGCGCGGCGGCCGUCGGUGUCGUCGGCGUCGGGGAUCCGGAACCCGCGGUCGCCGUCGUUCACCAUCAAGAGGAAGAAGAAGGUGAUGCCCAGCAUCUUCAAGCUCAUCAAGCAGAGGAAGGACAAAAGCGCCAGCUGAAGCUGGGCCUCGCCGAACGCCGAAGAAAGCAGCGCCAUCGCCCAUCGGCGUUCAGCAGGGUGGUGGCUACAUGUAUAGCAGUGUACCAAUCUCUGUUGCUUGUACAUGACUACAUGUCAGGUGCCACUGCAAUGCAAAAUGUACAGGGUUCUUGUGCA
Messenger RNA from Panicum hallii, 2203 nucleotides. Its product is annotated as protein PLASTID MOVEMENT IMPAIRED 2-like. The record is from RefSeq and is a predicted model, not a curated record. Bases 153 to 2045 code for a protein of 630 amino acids. The transcript has 2 exons. NCBI's taxonomy places the organism in Eukaryota, Viridiplantae, Streptophyta, Magnoliopsida, Poales, Poaceae.